Molecule: messenger RNA, 1150 nt
Organism: Dichomitus squalens LYAD-421 SS1
Lineage: Eukaryota; Fungi; Basidiomycota; Agaricomycetes; Polyporales; Polyporaceae
Exons: 3
Coding region: 31-1077 (348 amino acids)
Biological process (GO): mitochondrial outer membrane translocase complex assembly; protein insertion into mitochondrial outer membrane
Cellular component (GO): mitochondrial outer membrane
Source: RefSeq, a predicted model, not a curated record
CCUUCCGGUGCUCUCACCCACCCGACCACCAUGUCUGAACAUCUAAACAGCGAGGAGGAGGACCUCCUUCAGUCCGCACUUUCUACCGCCUUCUCUCCUGCCCCAUUGCCCCGCCAGUCUGUUGGCCCCGACCCGGCUCCAGAGACUGUCUCACAGCCGGCUAACAUCUCUGCACCCGCAGUCCAAGCGCAGGCAGACAUCACCGUUGAGCCCGAGUCAGCCGAUGACGUUUGGAAGGAUGAAUACGAGGCGCAUGUCGCGGAAUGGCGCAGGCGGUCGGCAGAGCAGCGCCAGAAGGCCGAGCAAACGCGCGCAGAGUGGGAGGCCAUCCGCGAGAAGGAGCGCAAGGAGGGCAGGCUGCGACAGAGCGACCUGAGCCUGUCCACGCAUAGCACCAGCGGGUGGGAGAAGCUCACGGCGGGCAGCGCCACGGCUUCGGUUGCUGGUCGCUCGGACUCGCCCAGCCCGGCAGACGUGAGGGAUCUGGUGAGCGGCGAGGGCCAGGGCCGGCAUUCAAAAGAGUAUAUUGAGUCCGCGUUGCCAGGCGAAGCCGGUACGUCCACGUCGACCCCGCCAGAGCACCAACACGAGCACGACCGGUCAGCUUCGCAUCCCGUGUCGGAGACGGAGUCGAAGCAGGACAAGUGGGACUCCAUGACCUCCUCCAUAAACUCCUCCUUCCCGUCCAUGUCCUUCCCGUCCGACCCGCACUCACCCAUCUCGUCUAUACCGCGCAACCUCCCGCCAGCGAACGCGCUCGGUCAUCACCACGCGUCCGCGCACGCACACGCCCACGAGCAUGGACACGGACACCACCACCCUCAUCACCACGAGGAGACGCGAACGGCGACGCUGUCGGUGUUCGACUCGUCGCUGAGCCCGAAGACGCGCGCGCUCGCGCUGCUGUCGAGCGUCGCGAUCAACGUGCUGCUCCCAUUCGUCAACGGAGUUAUGCUGGGCUUUGGCGAGCUCUUUGCGAAGAACGUCGUCAUUCAAUGGCUGGGCUGGAGGGUGCCCGGGACGGCCAGCGCAGCAAGCUCGAGGGGGUCGGGGAGGGUCGCGCUGGGCAGGCGAUAGAAGUUCAUCUAUAGAGGAACGACGUUGGUUACACGCUAACGCUACAUGCUACUAAUGUUCACAUGAUGGUUCC